Messenger RNA from Anthonomus grandis grandis, 2049 nucleotides. Its product is annotated as zinc finger MYM-type protein 5-like. The transcript is spliced from 2 exons. NCBI's taxonomy places the organism in Eukaryota, Metazoa, Arthropoda, Insecta, Coleoptera, Curculionidae. The coding region runs from base 237 to 1580 and encodes 447 amino acids. The record is from RefSeq and is a predicted model, not a curated record.
UUGGGCGCCUGUAUUAUUUGAAUUAUUUCUUUUUUAAAAGCCCAUAAAGAAAAGCCACGCGCGACUCAGAAUAAAAAUAAUUUUUGCUUGUUUUCAGUAUUCAUUAUGCAACGGCAACCCUAGUCAAAUAUUAAAAUAAAAACGUAGUCAGUUUAGUGUUUAGUUAAUAAUAUUGAUUUAAUAAUUACAUAUUUUGUUUUUGAAUUUAGUGUUUGGCAAAGUGAGUAUUGCAAAAAAUGAGUGACGGCACAAGAAAAAAAUUAUCUGGCGCUCAGAACAAAAAACGUAGAUUGGAGAGAGAAUCAGAAAAUGGAAAACUCAAGGGAUCUAUAACAAAGUUUUUAGGAGUAAAGUGUUCGAAUCCGAAUUCAUUAUCAUCGAAUGCUGAGCCCUCCCCGACUCUUCCUGAACAAUUACACAUUGAUGAUCAGCAGCCAUCAACGUCUACUAAACAAGAAGAUAUUUUAGAAACAAACACUAAUAAAGGGAAUGUUACUGAAGCGGUCAUAGCAGUAGAUGUUGAUUUUUCCGAUCCCGCUACGUGGCCAAAUCCUUUAGGUCACCGUUUAACUGAAAUAAUUGUCUCAAAAGGCGCUAUUCAGAUUACAGAAAACUUCCCCCUCGAAGAAACUGGCAGAAAAUUUUUAACCACGCAAUAUAUGAGAACAUUGGCAAACAGCGAAAAAGUAAAUAGGGAUUGGUUAGUUUAUUCAAAAAAAGUAAAUGUUGUUUUCUGUAUUUUUUGUAAAAUAUUUAGUCUGCAGUCUCAUAAAUUAAUGUUUGGUUAUUCUAAUUUGAGACACUUAUCUGCUAAUCUUUCUCGGCACGAAAAUAGUAUGGAACAUCUGAAAUGCGUACAAAAAUGGUAUGAACUAAAAAGUCAUUUGAUUAAAAAAUGUACUAUUGAUCAAGUAAAGCAAAAGCAUUUUGAAAUGGAAAAAGAACGAUGGCGUGCGAUUAUUAAAAGAAUGAUUUGUAUUGUACAGUAUUUAGCUGGUCAAAAUUUAGCGUUUAGAGGCGACAGUCAAAAACUUUACCACCCUAAUAAUGGAAAUUUUUUAAAAUUAAUUGAAAUGUUAGCAAAAUUCGAUUCAGUUAUAUUGGAACAUUUAAAUAAUAUUAGAACAUCUAAACAACUAAACCAAAAUAUGCCUCAUUAUUUGGAAAAUACUUUUCAAAAUGAAUUUAUUAGUUUACUAUCAAAAAAUGUUCAGCGUGAAAUUUUAAACUGUCUAAAAAUAGCAAUAUAUUACCCUAUAAUUUUAGAUGGAACUCCUGAUGCUAGCCAUGUUGAGCAGCUUACUUUUGGUAUACGAUUUGUUCAUUGUUCAUCACAAGAAGUCGAAAUUAGGGAACAGUUCUUAGGAUUUUUUCAAGUUACAAAUACAACAGGCGAAGGACUUUUCACAUUUUUAACGAAACAAAUACUUCCAAAAUUUGAUACAGAUUUACAGGAUAUUAUGAGGGGUCAGGGCUACGAUAAUGGUGCAAAUAUGUCUGGUAAACGUGUAGGUCUUCAAACUCAAAUUCGAAUGUUAAUGCCAGAGCAAUGUUUGUGCCUUAUUCAGCCCACACAUUAAAUUUAACCGUUAAUGAUGCAGCUAAAAUUACAUAUGAAACUGUUGGUUUUUUUUCCAUUAUCCAAGAGUUGUUCAACUUUUUUUUGGCUUCGCCUUACAGAUGGGACAUUUUAAAAAAGAAUUUAUCAAAUUUGACGCUAAAAUCAGUAAGUGAAACAAGAUGGGAAAGCAGAAUUAAUGCUAUUCGCCCUUUAAGAUAUCAAUUAUAUGAAAUUUGUGUAAGUUUACAUUAUUUAAAAGAAGAUAAUUCAAGAGCUAUGAAUACGAAACACAUGGCACAGUCAUUAUUAGCUAAAAUCAAAACUUUUAAAUUUAUUUGUUCUCUUGUAAUUUGGCAUGAUUUCUUAUUAAAAAUUAAUAUGAUAAGCAAGAUGCUCCAAAAUCCAAAUUUAAAUUCGGAUGAAUGUUAUAAAGGAGUCAAAAAUGUUAUUUUACUGAAAAACGGUCCAGUAGAGCCAGUGUUUCCCUU